AUGUUUGCAUACUUUGUGCAGACCCAUGAUAAUCGCGAGCACUUGGCCAUGAUGGAGCGAACCCUCGGCCACAUCCCCUAUCGAAUGACUCGGAAAUCACGCACGGGUUUCUUCUACCACGGUCGUUUGGAUUGGGAUUUCUACAGCCCUGAGGGGCGUUACGUACGCGAGAACUGUCGACCCCUCCUUGUGAGUGCCUUCCACGCACUCUUUCCCUUCUCUAUUUGCAUGCUCUUUUCUCUUCUGCAUGCCAAGUCCAAUUAUGUGUGUCUUUUUUUGCUUGUUUUGCAUGCCAGACGCUCGAAUUACUUUUGUCCACGUACUGGUGUUGUGCAGCAUCUCUCCACGCAUUCACAAAAACGCCUUCUUGCCUGCAGACCCCUCCAGCGGUACUGCAAAGAGGAGACUCAAGACACCCUAGAUAUGUUUGAUCUCAUUUCAAAGAUGUUGGAAUAUGAUCCAGCGGACCGCAUUUGCCUGGCGGCGGCGAUGUCACAUCCCUUCUUCCUGCGUAUCCCCUCGAAUCAGCGUCUCAAUUACCGCUACCAUCCUCCUCAUCUCCCGCCCCCGCAACCUCAGCAGCAGUCCGCAGAGAGUGGUGGUGAGACGAAUGGCAAUGCUUCAGAGGGUGCACGUCGGAAGACUUCAGCCUCCUCCAGCGGUGUUGUGCGAUGA
Hydatigera taeniaeformis is the source of this 675-nucleotide messenger RNA. Lineage: Eukaryota; Metazoa; Platyhelminthes; Cestoda; Cyclophyllidea; Taeniidae. The record is from the annotation of a GenBank genome assembly.